AUGGAUCAAUAACUAGAAAAAUGGAAGUUGAAUAGUCAAUAUUUUAUUCGAGAUAAAUAUUUUAAUCUUUAUAAGAAACUUGGAAAUCAAGCCCUCAGACAACAAGAUCAAUUGCAUUUCAAGAGACAACGCAUUUUCAGGAACACCUCCUUCAAAGAUCGAGAGAAACUACCUCCCAUGGAAUAAUCUACCAAAAAAUGCGAUUACAGUCUCCCAGAAUUCAUCUACCCCACUAUCCAUCAAGUUAGCACCAUCGAUGAAUAUAAUAAAAUAUUGCAAGCCAGAAUUAAGAGUAAUGAACAAAAGGAAAGGAAUGAAUGGAAGUUGCCUCCUUUAGAAAAAGAAUAUAAAGAGAAAUAUCAAUUAAAACGAACUAUCUCCUAAGCAGAUUUGAAGAUCAAAUUGUAGCACCUGUUUUGA
Messenger RNA from Paramecium octaurelia, 420 nucleotides. NCBI's taxonomy places the organism in Eukaryota, Ciliophora, Oligohymenophorea, Peniculida, Parameciidae. The record is from the annotation of a GenBank genome assembly.